Amoebophrya sp. A25 is the source of this 1040-nucleotide messenger RNA. The record is from the annotation of a GenBank genome assembly. NCBI's taxonomy places the organism in Eukaryota, Dinophyceae, Syndiniales, Amoebophryaceae.
GUGGGUUCGGCGACCGCCUGGGAUAUUACUUAUCCAUCGCCGCACUAGCGAAGACCCUUACGCAGCAGAGCAGCCAGCACCGUGUCCAGAAUUUCACGGUAGAAGAAGGGGAAAGAACGCCGGAAGUUCCGGACGAUGUUGGAGGUGGAGCAUCUAGAGAAAUAGAGUACAAGGCUGUUAGUUUUUGGGCAGGUGGGUUGUGGAUGCCUACGGUUGGGCACAGCUACAAUUUAUGUGAAGACAAUGAGGACCUAGCACUUGUUAGUUGUAGACAACAUGCAGAGUAGGACCUAGAAGUAUGACCUAGGAGAUGAACGUGAAGCAGUCGUGCCUUCUCAUCACUUUCAAUUCAAAAUUCGAGGAAGAACCUGAUAGAAGUGGUAAAACUAAGUACUCGAAAACUGAAAAUAACCGAGUUACUGAUUGAAAUGUGGGAGGUAGGUUAACAUCAAGGCUACUCUUCCAUCUCAUCAGUAUCUCGCUUAUUUUCACUAGUUACUCGCAUAUUUCAGUUUAUCGAAUAACUAGAGUAAGUAGUGCUGCCGCUUGUCUCAAGUGUCGUCUUUCAUGUUCUAUCACCGCAACGCGACGCAAAGGUCGUCAUCUCGCAUUUCCGCUUUUCGAUGCAGACUCGUUCUUUUCACUAGUAGAACGCGUACCAGACGAACUAAUCUUAUUGAAAAAUCGAGUUGAAUUUCUGAAAUUCUUUGAUCGAUACAACAAGCGGGAAAAGUCCAGAAGUACAACCAGUACUAGAGGAGUAGAAGAGAUGUCAAUUAACAAUCAACACUUGUGGUCUUCAACCACUACCGGCGCAUGUGAAGUAGGGUACAUUGAUCUCUUUGCGCAGCAGAAGGAGAUGACAAGAAAAGAGGAUCUUCCGAAGGAGAUGAAAAGCCCCGAGGACAACGAGAGUUUCAAAUGCCGCCGAAGCACACGGACACGAAGUUCAACAGAAGCAAUAUCUACUUCCUGUGAAGAUGAAAGUGAAAGAACCCAAACAAUGCAAAUGCGGAUUAAGAAGUGGAUAGCAGAGUAUG